This is a messenger RNA of Ictalurus punctatus (channel catfish), 3529 nucleotides long. RefSeq names its product transcription elongation factor A (SII), 3 (gene tcea3). Lineage: Eukaryota; Metazoa; Chordata; Actinopteri; Siluriformes; Ictaluridae. The record is from RefSeq and is a predicted model, not a curated record. Gene Ontology annotation, molecular function: nucleic acid binding; zinc ion binding. The transcript is spliced from 22 exons. Gene Ontology annotation, cellular component: nucleus. Gene Ontology annotation, biological process: DNA-templated transcription; transcription elongation by RNA polymerase II. The coding region runs from base 173 to 2212 and encodes 679 amino acids.
UAGAGGCUCGUGCUGCACAGACCCGCCCCUCGGCUGAGCGGGACACUACAGGAACAAGCUCCGAGUCCAACUUCUAACAUUAAUCGCAUUUUGUAUUUGUAUUUGCAGAUGCUAUAAAGUUGAUCGACUUCAUGUACACUUUUAUACUGUAGGAAUAACUCAUGCAUACACAAUGACACGAGAGGAGGAGCUGAUACGGAUUGCGAAAAAGCUAGACAAAAUGGUGUCUAGGAAUAACACGGAAGGUGCUCUUGACCUGUUGAGAGAAUUGCAAAAAUUCAGUAUGACUCUUAAGUUGCUUCAGGACACAAGAAUUGGAAUGUCUGUCAAUGGAAUAAGAAAGCACUGCAGAGAUGAGGAUGUCGUCUCCCUUGCGAAGAUUCUUAUCAAAAACUGGAAGAGGCUAUUAGAAUCUGGCCAUUCCCAGAAGGCUGAAAGACCAAAUGAGAUGAAAAAUGGGAGUGGGGCCAGUACACAAUCACUCAGUGGACCCUCUCCAGACACAGAGUCAAGCCCAAAAUCCAGUUUAAACACUCCCAAGAAACCUGUUGAUAAGCACAGAAAAGAGAGAACUGAGGCAGUUUUUAAGAAAGAAAGACAAGAAAGUGACCACAAAAAGGAAAAACACAUCAGUAAUCACACAAAGGAGAGUGAGAGGAUGAACGCUAUGGAUUCAAGUGUAUCCUCCUUUGGUUCACCCUUCCAUCCUCCCAAGUGUUCAUCUAUGGAAGUGAAGAAAGACAGGAGAGAGGCUCCCGAUCCCAAGAGUCCUCCUCAUCUUCAUCUUCACCAUUCUCUUCCUGCUCAUAUUCGUAAACACCAACCUGAAGUGAAGAAAGACAGGAGAGUGACACCAGAAACUUUGACCUCUCAACAUUCUCAGUCUCAUCAUUCCUCUUCUCAUAAAAGGCCAUCUCUAGAGGUUUCUAAAGAGAGAAAAAAGACUCCAGAUCAAAAUGCCCCACUUCCUCCUUUGCCUCUUCAUCUACAUCCUCCUGCUCAGAAACAAUGCGUUUUAGAGAUGAAGAAACCGAGGAAAGAGACUGUGAAUCCUGAUGCCCCUCUUCCUCCUCUGCCUCUCCAUCUUCAUCCCCCUACUCUUACAAAGCAUCCUUCAUUAGACAUGCAGAAGGACAAAGAAAAAGAAAGCAAAGACAAAGAAAGAAAAGACAUGCCAGCACCAAAACGAAGUGCACAGCAGCUGAUAUCUGAACAUAAGAAACACAGCAGAGAUCUGGGGGACAGUAAACCAGCCAAAAGACUGUCUACAGACAUGAAGAAAGACAGAAGGGAUUCCUCAGAUUUCAGUCAGCAGUCUCUGAAAAAGCCCAUUAACGAUGCAAAGAAAGAAAGAAAAGACUCCACUGACUCUAAGUCUGGCCAGAGACAGCAGUUAAGUGAUGCCAAACCUACGAGAAGGGACUCUGUUAACUCGAAGUCUGGAAGCUCACCCCUGUCUAAGAAACUCUCGGAGGAAAGGAAAGAAUAUCAUGGCCCUAAGUUGACUCUCCCUGGAGCUAUACAGAGAAAGGUGUCCACAGACAGUAAUGAUGGACGUAAAAGUAAACCUGAGACCCCGAAGACACCCAGCACCCCCACCACCCCCUUGUCCCCUCCCUUUAGCCCUGCUGGUGGUCCUCUCUCCCCUCACCUGCUCACUGGGGAUUCCAUCAGGGACAAAUGCAUUGAAAUGCUGUCAGCCGCACUACGCACAGAUGAUGACUACAAAUAUUAUGGAGCAAACUGUGAUGCCAUGGGAGCUGAAAUUGAGGAUCAUAUCUACCAGGAGAUUAAAGCCACAGAUAUGAAAUAUAAAAACAGAGUACGUAGCCGCAUCAGCAACCUGAAAGAUCCAAAGAAUCCGAAUUUACGCAAGAAUGUCCUGGGAGGAGCUAUUGACCUGAGUCGCAUAGCCACCAUGACUGCGGAGGAAAUGGCCAGUGAUGAACUGAAGCAGCUGAGGAACAUUCUGACUCAGGAAGCCAUCCGCGAGCACCAGAUGGCCAAGACUGGAGGCACAGUUACUGACCUGCUGCAGUGUGGCAAAUGCAGGAAAAAGAACUGCACAUACAACCAGGUGCAAACCCGGAGUGCUGAUGAACCGAUGACCACAUUUGUACUGUGCAAUGAGUGUGGAAACCGCUGGAAGUACACCUGGGUGACUAGGAACAGGAAAUUGUUCCACCAUGACUUCCUGUUUAAAAGGGUAUAAAUAUGAGGUAACACUUCCCUUAUGUCAUUCAUAACAAUGGGUAAGACCAAGGAAUAUAGCUGUGAUGUGAGGCAAAAGGUUGUUGAGCUUCACAAAAUGGGAAGUGGCUAUAAGAAAAUAGCACAAGCAUUGAAAAUACCCAUUUCCACCAUCAGAGCAAUAAUUAAGAAGUUCCAGUCAACUGGAAAUGUUAUGAAUCAACCUGGAAUUGGAGGUGGGUGUAUGUUGUCUCAGUGCGCAGUGAAGAGGAUGGUUCGCGUGGCCAAAAAAUCUCCAAGGAUCAAAGCUGGAGAAUUGCAGAAGUUAGUUAUGUCGUGGGGUUAGAAAUUCUCCAAAACUACAAUCCGAAAUCUCCUACAUCACCACAAGUUGUUUGGAAGAGUUUCAAGAAAAAAGCCUCUACUCUCAUCCAAAAACAACUUGAGCAUCUUCAGUUUGCCAGACACUACUGGAACUUCAAAAUGGGAUCGGGUUCUAUGGUCAGAUAAAACCAAAAUAGAGCUUUUUUUGGCAAUAAACACAAUAAAACCAGUGGUUUUGGUUCACACAGAGAGGUAGCAAUGUGGAAAAGUACUUCAUGUCCACAGUUAAAUAUGGUGGUGGCUCUUUAAUGCUUUGGGGCUGUUUUUCUUCCAGAGGACCUGGACAUUUUGUUAGGAUACAUGGCAUCAGGGACUCUAUCAAAUAUCAACAGAUAGUAAAUGAAAACCUGACUGCCUCUGCCAGAAAGCUUAAAAUGGGCCAUGGUUGGAUCUUCCAGCAGGACUAUGAUCCAAACAUACAUCAAAAUCAACACAGCAAUGGUUUACUGACCGCAAAAUCAAGGUCCUGCCAUGGCAAUCCCAGUCCCCUGACUUGAAACCCAUAGAAAACCUGUGGGGUGAACUGAAGAGGAGAGUCCUCCAGUGUGGCCCUCGAGAUUUGAAGGCUCUAGAGAGAUUGUAUGGAGGAAUGGUCUCAGAUCCCUUACCGUGCAAUCUCCAACCUCAUCAGGCAUUAUAGGAGAAGACUUGGAGCUGUUGGCACCUUGGCAAAGGGAGAUGGCACAGAGUAUUAACUAAAAGGGUGCCAAUAAUUGUUGCACACCUAUAUUUAACAAAGAUCAUUUUUUUGAUAAACCUGUGUUAUGUUUGCAAUUGUUUGAUAUCCAUGAGAGCAGAGUCUUUUUGUGAAUUUUUGAGCAAAAGAUCAAAAGGUUAAACAAUAGACAAUUUUUCACAGCCACCUUUGCACAUAUUUAUCAAUGGUGCCAAUAUUAGUGGAGGACACUGUAAAUAUAAAGUGUUUGGUUUACUGAUUAUCCAUGUCUGUUGUUGA